This is a messenger RNA of Colletotrichum lupini, 384 nucleotides long. RefSeq lists its product as uncharacterized. The record is from RefSeq and is a predicted model, not a curated record. Bases 1 to 384 code for a protein of 127 amino acids. Lineage: Eukaryota; Fungi; Ascomycota; Sordariomycetes; Glomerellales; Glomerellaceae. The transcript has 2 exons.
AUGACGCCAAAUCCGUCCGCUGACCUGCAUCCUGUGCCUGCGUUGACCGACAGCCCUCAUGCAAGUUUUUGGGAUCUAGCUGCAUUGCUAUCGUCAACUUCUGAUACCUACCUACUACACAUAUCUGCGGAUAUCAACCACACACUAGCAAAUACCUGCAGCCACUCCAAUCGCACACCGAUGCCUGCUUUCGAAAUUCCAGAAGGACUCGGCGAAAUCAUGCAUAGUGAGGCCGGUGGUGGUGGUGGUGGUGGUGGUGGUGGUGGUGCUACUGCUGCUUUCCAUCUACAAGCCUUGCAGACCUUGAAACCAGCAGUCUACAUGUCUUUCCACGGCCAAGGCGAUGAACCAAAAGGACGGGCUGCUAACCCGGGGCUCUCAUAG